Messenger RNA from Pararge aegeria (speckled wood butterfly), 5739 nucleotides. It is a transcript of the gene Nup188, whose product is annotated as nucleoporin Nup188. Bases 163 to 5682 code for a protein of 1839 amino acids. The record is from RefSeq and is a predicted model, not a curated record. Gene Ontology annotation, cellular component: nuclear pore inner ring. NCBI's taxonomy places the organism in Eukaryota, Metazoa, Arthropoda, Insecta, Lepidoptera, Nymphalidae. The transcript has 16 exons. Gene Ontology annotation, molecular function: structural constituent of nuclear pore. Gene Ontology annotation, biological process: RNA export from nucleus; protein import into nucleus.
UUUGAACCGAAGCCGCUUCUCUUAGCCGCGUUCUUACUUCUCUUAUUUUUUAUUUAUUUUUGAAUUCUAACAUACAAUAUUACUUUUUUAAUAAGGACAAUGUUAGCCCGGUAAACUGUUAUAAUUUUAAUACAUUUAAGUUACAAAGAAAAAAUCGUUACAAUGAGCAAUAUUGGCACUCCUUACUGGAAGCGGCUAUGGCGUUGGGUUUCCUCUCAAAGCCUUACAAAAGAGGAGUUGGCGAAUGUUUUAGACAAAAGUGUCGUGGAUGCACUUCGCCAAGGACUAGCUAGUUACAAAUCUCAGACACCAGAAUUGUUUGCACAAUUGCAAACAAAAUAUCCUGAUCAGACAAAGCUAUUGAAUGUGGUGCAUACCUUGCAGCACUAUUUAGAUGUAGAUUGUUUUCAAAUAUGGGAAAUCAUGAAGCAUUAUUUGUGUGAUAUAUCAUAUGGUACACCUGCCAAUGCAUUGAAAAAUGUUGCAUUUGUUGACACCAGACCUGCAUUCCUUCUGCCCAAUUGUUGGAGUUUUUACUAUUCUGAGAGAUUAUUCCUCCUGAAACUGUUACAGUAUAUCAUUGAAUUCAAGAAUGAUGUAAACUAUAAAUAUUCCAAGGAAUUUACUAAAAUCAUAGAUGAUAUUGGAGUAGGAAACCUAAAAACUUCCCUUAUAACACAAUUUGAAAAAGUAAUAUUUUCAACUCCACCGCCAAGAAAAAUUCAAAGUGAUUUUGGUAGUGAUUCUGUAAGGCAGGAAUGGGCUGAGUCAAACUUGAAAGAACAAUUGGUAAUUUUACAAACACUUAUGCUGAUAGCAAAUGAAUAUACUUUCACAGAAUCUGAGUUUACGGAUUUGUUUUCAUUAUUCAAGAAACAUUAUUUUGGAAAGAAUCAAGGUUAUAAUGACUUUUUGGAGGAACAACACAGAGAGGCAUGUUUAAGAGUUAUGUACAUGGAAGUUGGUCUCUUCACAGUUAUUUUAGAAUACCAUAAAAUCAAAAAUGUGCCUGCCUGGAUUGAUAAAACAAAAGAAAUCGUAGAAACUGAGCUAACAAAAUUGGAACCUCACGCUGAACACAGUCUCAUGCUGAUUGUUUGGAUGAUGUUAACCUUGCAGAGUGAAUCACAUGUUAAGUUAUUUGAGAGUCAGUACCAGCAAUAUGGGGCAACAGCUUUGCGGAUGAAAGUUUUUAUGUUUAUACAACAGAUGUUAAAUAGUUCUGUAUAUUCGGACGAUUCAAAAUGUGCUCUCAUAAUGCGUCAAAGGGUGUUCCGACUUUUAAACGAACUAUGCGACCGUUUUGAUGGAGACGGUACCAUGAGCCAGCAACCAGGAAUAAUGACAUUAUGCGCUGAUCUAAUCAAAACACCAGCUAUAGCUCAACAGUUUUGGCUGUUCCAUCAAAUGGAAGAGCAAUUCGGUUUAGUGUCACUUUGGCACACAGCUUUGGAGUAUUAUCCAUACAAUUUUAGUGCAUUGUCGAUUAUUUCCGCGGGCUUGGCUGAAGCUGGGAAGGAUAGUGCUCGAAACCUAAUAGCAGAAUUGAAGAAUCUGCCAGUGUACACAGAAAUAUACAAUCCCAACUCAGUACCACUUAUGUCAAUACAAUCGGACAACGCGGUUGUAGGUCGCGAUUAUUAUCCUUUUGGAGACCAAUCGUACCGCAUAGAAGCAGGUUCAAAAGCAACAAUAAUGGAAAGAAAAGAAGGAACCAUGAUUCAUUUCCGUACACCGUAUUCCUAUUGGACUAUCUUUAACAGCGAGGUGGAAAAAGCUUUGGAUCGCAAACAAAAUUAUCAAAACGUAAACACGACUUUAGAGAAAGUUUACGAAGGGACAAAGGUUUUAAAAGGCGUGUUGAAAGCCUUAGUAGGAGAAAAGGAAAUUCCUAAAACUCUAGUUGCACCGAGUGAAGGUGUAUUCGAUAUUUUAGUAAGGUUUAUGAGAUCAGACGCGGCGCCAUUGCAGCUGUUAGUGGAAUGUCUGAGUGUAUGUACGACUUUAGUACCCAUUUUUCCUAAGGAGGUCCAUUUGAGAUUAAUAAACACAGGUCUUCUACCACGUAUAAUAAACCACCAACUAACGCAUGUGGAGUACGCGCACGGUGUGUCGCUAGAUUCCGCAGCAGUGGGAUCUUAUUUGAUCACCAUGGAACAACCUAAUGGAUCCUAUGGCUUUUUGGGCGCUUACAUUGAUAUGCUGUGCUCUUUCCACGAGAUCUCAGAUGAUGAUCGUAUAAUAACUGAAAUUAUACUCCCCGGUUUGGUACUAAUAGUGCACGAGGUAUUCCCGAAUGUAUGCGGGUGGCGUUACAGCAACACAAAUGAACGCAGGCACUUGAUACAGCGAUGUGCGAGGUUCCUAACUCUAGUUCUCCAACAAACUGGGACUAAGCCCAACCUUAUGCUUUUGAAGAAAACGUGCGUAUACAGCCUUAUGCACACGGAAAAUGCUUUGGAAUUAAUGAAGAUCAUAUCAUUUGGAAACGAACGCCUAGAACUCCUAAUUCAAGAUGACACAAACUGGGUAUCAGGUGCCGGUUACAAAUAUACGUGCACUUUACAACGAUGCCUUGCAAUGGUAAUAUUUGCCCUAAGACAAAAAUCCUUAGUUGGUGAAAGUAGCGAAGUAUCGCCGUUGGAACAUCUGAUAUUCGCACAAAAUAAACAAAUAGAUGAACUAAAAGUUGUCCCAAAAGUUACGAGCUACAUCAAUCAUGCGUUCAAUAAAAGUUUAUCUGUACUCAGUUGCCGUCUGUUAAAGCGGUUUGCAGAUGGUUUCCAAAUGUCUUUGUUUGCAUCAUUAGACAUGACAGCUUACCAAGUGCGAGUCAUGUUCCUAGAUCGAUUGCGUGACGAACACGAAACCAUUGAGCUGAAGAUCGCGAUACUAGAGUUUGUUACAACUUGUAUCGGUAAACAACCCGGCCUAACUGAGGCAUUCUUUAUGAUGAACCACGAAAGGGUCCAAGCGGAAGAAAAGGGUGAAGUAAACGGCGAAGUUGUUAAGAAAGAAAAGGAACCGGACGAUAGUUUUGAGGGCAUCUUGGGAUAUAUGGCUGAGUAUCUGGGGACGGUGAAAUCCGAUGCAAAAUUACUCCACAGUCCAUUACUAGGAUGUAUCAUGGCCCUAUUCCACGCGUUAUGGAAAAAUAACAUGCAAAUACUUAUCAAAAAGUUGCGAGAGCACAAUAAAUUUUGGGAAUAUAUGACCAGCCCAUUAUUUAGUGACAUUCAACCCGAAUUGAGAACUUACAGUCAAAUAUUCAACGUUCUCGCCAUCGAACUGUUUGUAUCACGAGGAAAACUGGAACCUAAUUUCCAAGUGAUGUUAGAACUUUUCUUCGACACGAACAAAAAACACCUGGAUAAGUGGAUAGAUUACAUAUUCUCUUUCAAGGACAGAAAAGACGAGGACGAAUUAGUCGAUAAAGUGCCUGUAUGGUUGGGCUUACUUACUUCUUGGAAAGAUUUUAUCACCAUCUUUUGUAAAUACCUCCCUAUAAGUCUGAAUAUUGCUCACAAGGCGAAACUUGUUGCUCCGUGUAUGAACGCCUUACUAAACGAGUUAGAUGAUUUAAAAGAUGGAAGGCUUGUCGCUAUUUUAGCUGAACUUUAUGUUAUUAUGCUGGCUAAUUGGAAAGACGAUUGCUUCGAUAAGGAAAGUGCCAAGCAAGUGGACACUUUGCUAACCAAUACAGCAAUCGUUUACGAAUGCUUAUAUCCCAGAGCGAUACGCGCCAUUCUUUCUAUCGGAACCGUAGCAAUAAGCACUUUGGAUUAUAAAAUAAAAGCGAAUAGUGUCACAGCUCAAAGCAUAAUACGGUCUGUGACAAAUAUAAAUAGUUUGGAACUUGAGAAACUGUUGGACGAAAUAAGAGACGAUAAGAAAUGUAAGGUUAAAACCAACGAUAGUGAAGACAUCCCGCCAAUAGUAUUAUCACUGGCAAUGCUCGAGCAGUGUUUGGACUUAUACGAUGACAUGUUUUCGGGUCUAUCACACUGGUUCCAGUCUACGAAAUUCAUAAACAAGGUCCUCUGUUGCCUGCAAGCCAGUUUGCAGAGUAGACAACAUUAUGACACAUCUUUGGCGGCUUUGAGGUGUUUGACAGCAUAUGCACGAGGGCCCUUUUCAAAAGACUUGCUAAUGAGUGACGUGGAUCAAUUUCUCUGGCUGCACCUAUUGCCGCCGAAAUUCGAGGCACAAUCUAAUGGGAGUACCAAGAAUCCGUUGGCAUGGAAACCUCAGGAGUGGUGGCGGGUCUACGCUUUUAGUUUGGAUUUUAUCUCGAUGAUGGUGAUGAAGCAUGGGCAGUUUUUCGCUGGUGAUGCGAUAACCUUUGUGGGUGUUCACUUGGAGCAUCUAAUAGAAGCUGUACUGUUACCGCGUCAGGUUUACAACAUUGAUGCAUUGAAUUUAUGCGCUUCGAGUUUGAAUCUCGUUGUUCAAUUGGUCAAGUUCGAAUCGAGAUGGCGUAUGGAGAAUAUAAACUCGCUCGUCGGAAUAAUGCGUAGCACCAGUGCUUGCUUGCAUCAGUGUGUAAUGCUUAUUCUACGUGCGCGUCGCUCGCCCGACCUUACUCCACAAGCUGAUGAUAUGGCUCUCGGCCCGGCUCCCACGCAACCCGCAGUUCUGCAUAGAAUUCUAGAAAUACUCCACAUGGCAACGCUAUGUCUCCUCUCAUUUAGUCCAGACUUGCUAUCAUUGCUGGCGGAUCCUCGAUUGGACUUGGAACGAUGGCAACCGGUUGUGGAACUAAGUUUUGGCGCCCCAAAAAUUACUUACGAACAGUUUCCACAACUGACAUUUGGAACUAUACUGUCUGCAAUUUGUUUGCUGACAAAAUCAUUAAAUCACACAUAUCACUCAGAGGAAGGUAGCGGCGGCGGUGGGCGUUCGCCGCGUGGUCGCCGAAGGGCAUGCUCUUGCGGCAGUCCAGGAGGGCCGGUCGAAACAAGGCGAGUGGCCCGCAGCGAGUCCGCCGGCAGUAUUUCGUCCGCUGCUAGUGCUCUGCCCGCACCCAACGAGCGACUAGUAGCCGGCGCGCUAGAAGCUACCAUCACACUACUGGCCUCGCAGGCACUGCUGGCCGUCCGCGACCCGAAUGUCUCAGCGCGACACAAACAGCUCGUACGCCGUGAACUAGGAUCUGAACUGACCGUGUACCACGACUUCGUGCGCAAACGCAUCCUAUGCGCUGCGCACUCGCGACCGCACCUCAUCCGGAACAAACUCGGGGCAUGGCCGCUUACACCCAACGAAGAAGAAGCCAAGAGACUAGAGAUAGCAAGAAAGGAAAAAAACCCGUGCAUCUUUGAAGACGACGACAAAGCUUUACCACCUCCGCCGCCACCAAAAAGAUCCUCGCACGAUUCAAUGCGUGAAUACGUGCUCCGUAAACACUAUUUAGACAAAUGCGCGCAAACACCUACAAAAGAACCGCCCUCCCCCGUUUCCCAUUCUACCCCGACAUCGGACAAGAAGAAAGAAACAUCGAGAAGCUCCAAAAGAGUGUCGUGGGCUGAAACUACUACGGACAGCGACGAGAUUCUCGACAGCUCGUGUGAAGAAAUAGAACCGGUGUAUUCCAAUUUGACAGACGUCCAAAUAAAUAAUGAUGAGGAUUACUUUCAUUUCAUGUCGAUUGUAUUCCUUUACAUAUGCCAAACAGAAUUGUGAGUUCCAUUAUACAAUAAUAGGUUUAAGAAUGAAUUAAAUCAUUUUGCUAUUUUCAGA